GCGGCGGCGACGACAGACUGCAUCGUGACUACCGUAUCUUAGUUGCUGCCAGGGGGUCUUUGGAGUCCGGCUUGAAUAUGCGGCUGCGCCACUUGCUCGACGACUCUCGCCUCUGGCUGCUGGUCCCCCGUGACGAUGUCACGAAUCGGACUCGAGCGAUUGCUUUCUUUACGCUCAGCUCUGCGGGGGCAUCGACGUACUAUUACAGAGAGAUGCCUCACACUAAAUAUCCAUUUCGUGCUUUCCUCAGCCUUGAGUCCCCCAUUAUGGGGCAGGAGUGCGACAACGACAAACCUUGCCUGCGGUGUCCGUGGUCCGCUAGGUUUCUGAAGGAGAGCGGCACGUUCGACAGCGUGGAGGCGAGAUGCCGCCUCCUUCUGCUAGCUCAUUUGAUGUAUUUCGACAACGGCCGCCUAGAGGUCGGCAACGCCAACUUGCGCAGGAGAGUGAAGGAGCGGGUCCAGACGACAAAAAUCAGUUUGGCUGACUUGAGUGCGCUUCACAUUGGCGAGAGCUUGCGGUUCAAGUGGGGCGACGCCCCGUCGGGCGAAGGCGGCGCUGCGAACCGCCGCCAGGGCAGCGGUUUUCAGCCAGCCGAGUGGCAUGGGCGAGCUGGAGGUGCUUGGCGCUCCUACGUGAGGGCGAUGGGGUCGAACGACUUCAGGUCCGUUGCGAGGCAGUACAGGGCCCUCUCUGAGGCGGACCGCCAGAAGUAUAUCGAGGACGGCCAGGCAGCUACCAAGCGAAUGCGAGCAGGCGAGGCAAUCGGGACGUCUUUUGGGCCCACUCGGGCCGCCAUGGAGCGGGCCAACCGUUCCAGAGUCCUGGCUUCGAGAGUUGACAGCCUCCUGGAUUCAGAGCAGCAGGAGUCGGUUGACAGCGUCCUGCAGGUUGCCGCCUCGACUGGCGAGACGCCCCGCGCUGUGUUGAGCGAGGCAAGGGCCUUGCAGAGGUCGCUCAACAUCCAGCGUCGCGCCAAGUCGCGGGCUGAUCAGGACGUCUUGGACCAGUAUGAUAAGGACACCAUAACGGCAGCCCGCGAGCUCGUGAAGUCCUGCUCCGAUGGGGCAUGCGUUGCUCAGUGGGAUUAUUUGGCGCAGUCGGUGGAUGCGAUGCCGAUCACCACUGACAGUGAUGAGCUCGAUGAGGAGUUUCCCAUCAGUCCUUGCUGGGUCGCGGGUGUCUGUUUGUGCGACCGCGCUGGCAAGCUACUGCACAGAGCCCGUAAUUGCAUCUUCAGGGUGAUGAAGAGCGAGUUCCCGACCACCGAGACUGAGAAACGCGGCUGGCUCAAGCAUCAACGUAUCAUCAUGAAGGUCACGGCCAAGCCGCGAGACAUCGGCGAUGCCGAUGCGGCAGAGUUGGCCAUGUUCUGGGGUUUGGUGCCGAAGUAUUGGCACAUCAGCUUCAUGUUGUUCUCCCCGUACGCCCCGAUCUUCCAGGAGAUGGACGUCGUCGCUGGCACUGACGACGAGAUCUUGGCCAACCCUUCCGUGGACGAGUUGGCGUUCAAGGCAGCGCCGCCCGCCCUUGGGGAUGGCGCGUUGGAGCGGUCAGACA
Messenger RNA from Prorocentrum cordatum, 1560 nucleotides. The record is from the annotation of a GenBank genome assembly. NCBI's taxonomy places the organism in Eukaryota, Dinophyceae, Prorocentrales, Prorocentraceae.